UCCUGUUGUCAUUGGUGGUGACUAUAUUACUACCGAGUCAGGAACAGGGCUAGUUCAUACAGCACCUGGCCAUGGUCAGGAAGAUUACAUUACUGGCCUCAAAUAUGGCUUGCCAAUACUUUCACCGGUAGAUGAUGAUGGAAAAUUUACUGAAGAAGCAGGACCAUUCAGCGGCCUUGACGUGCUUGGGAAUGGGAACACUGCUGUGAUUCAAUACUUGGACGAACAUCACUCAAUGAUCCUGAUGGAGCCGUAUAAACACAAGUAUCCAUAUGACUGGAGAGAUAAGAAGCCUACAAUAAUCCGGGAAACUGAGCAAUGGUUUGCCUCUGUGGAAGGAUUUCGAGAAGCUGCAAUAGAUGCAGUCAAGGGAGUUAAUUGGGUACCGCCACAGGCGGUGAAUCGUAUUUCUGCAAUGAUUUCUAGCCGCUAUGAUUGGUGUAUAUCCCGGAAAAAGACAUGGGGUGUUCCCAUUCCUGUAUUUUAUCACCUGGCAUCGAAGAAGCCACUUCUAAAAGAAGAAACAAUCAACCACAUUAGAUCGAUCAUUUCUCAAAAGGGUAGCGAUGCAUGGUGGCAUAUGACGGUCGAGGAUUUACUUCCUGAUAACUAUCGUGACAGAGCAUCAGAAUACAAGAAAGGGACAGAUACAAUGGAUGUUUGGUUUGACUCAGGCUCUUCAUGGGCUGCUGUGCUGGAAAAGAGGAGCGACCUUCAAUACCCUGCAGAUCUGUAUCUUGAGGGAACAGAUCAGCAUCGUGGUUGGUUUCAGAGCUCUUUGCUGACAAGCAUUGCAAGCAAAGGAAAAGCCCCUUAUUCUGGCGUCAUUACACAUGGAUUUGUCCUGGAUGAGAAAGGGCUCAAGAUGAGUAAAUCUUUGGGCAAUGUUGUUGAUCCCAUAACUG
Messenger RNA from Cuscuta europaea, 905 nucleotides. Lineage: Eukaryota; Viridiplantae; Streptophyta; Magnoliopsida; Solanales; Convolvulaceae. The record is from the annotation of a GenBank genome assembly.